Molecule: messenger RNA, 5597 nt
Organism: Myotis lucifugus (little brown bat)
Lineage: Eukaryota; Metazoa; Chordata; Mammalia; Chiroptera; Vespertilionidae
Gene: TMEM185B
Product: transmembrane protein 185B
Exons: 1
Coding region: 556-1512 (318 amino acids)
Source: RefSeq, a predicted model, not a curated record
CCGGCACCACCAGGAAGCGUCCCCCCGAGGUCGCGGUUCCACUCGCUGCCAACGGGCCGGCUGCGGGGUCAGCGGCGCGCCGAGCCCGAGCCGGAGCCGCCCCCACUCCUGCCGGCGCCACACGCAGGAACCGCCUUCGGAGAAGGUAUGGAGUGAAGGCGAGCGGCGCACAGCCCGAGCAGCGCCCGGCUCGGGACCCCGGCUGCCCAGGGCCGGGUCGCGGGGGCGAGGGCGCGCCUGCCACGCCCCCCGCGCUGCCGCCGGCCACGUGACCGCGCGCACGUGCUCCAGCUCCUCGGCUCCGCGGGUCGCCGCCUCGGCCCGGCCGCCCCCGCCGCUGCCCCCGGAGCGACGCAGGCCGGGCGGGCAGGGGAGGACUGAAGGCCCCGGGAGCGUUGGAGACUAAGCGCCUGCCGAGCGGGGCUGAGCGGCAGGCCCGGGUGCGAGCAGGGGACUCGCCAUGACCCCCGGGCCUGUUCCAGGACUUCAACCCGAGUAAGUUCCUCAUCUACGCCUGCCUGCUGCUCUUCUCCGUGCUGCUGCCCCUUCCGCUGGAUGGCGUCAUCCAGUGGAGCUACUGGGCUGUCUUCGCCCCCAUCUGGCUGUGGAAGCUCCUGGUCAUGGCGGGCGCCUUCCGUGGGUGCGGGCGUUUGGGCCCGAAACCCUCGCUACCGCACCGAGGGCGAGACCUGCGUGGAGUUCAAGGCCAUGCUGAUCGCCGUGGGCAUCCACCUGCUGCUGCUCAUGUUCGAAGUCCUGGUCUGCGACCGGGUGGAGCGGGGGACACACUUCUGGCUGCUGGUCUUCAUGCCGCUCUUCUUCGUCUCCCCCGUGUCCGUGGCGGCCUGCGUGUGGGGCUUCCGACACGAUCGGUCCCUGGAGCUGGAGAUCCUGUGCUCCGUCAACAUCCUGCAGUUCAUCUUCAUCGCCCUGCGGCUGGACAGGAUCAUCCACUGGCCGUGGCUGGUGGUCUUCGUGCCCCUCUGGAUCCUCAUGUCCUUCCUCUGCCUGGUCGUCCUCUAUUACAUCGUCUGGUCCCUCCUGUUCCUGCGGUCCCUGGACGUGGUGGCCGAGCAGCGGAGAACGCACGUGACCAUGGCCAUCAGCUGGAUCACCAUCGUCGUGCCCCUGCUCACCUUUGAGGUCCUGCUGGUUCACAGACUGGAUGGCCACAAUACUUUCUCCUACAUCUCCAUCUUCGUCCCCCUCUGGCUUUCCUUAAUCACUCUGAUGGCCACCACCUUCAGGCGAAAAGGGGGCAACCACUGGUGGUUUGGUAUUCGCAGAGAUUUCUGUCAGUUUCUGCUUGAAAUUUUCCCGUUUUUGAGAGAAUACGGGAACAUUUCCUAUGAUCUGCAUCAUGAAGACAGUGAAGAUAUUGAAGAAACAUCGGUUCCAGAUGCGCCUAAAAUUGCUCCAAUAUUUGGGAAGAAAGCCAGGGUAGUUAUAACCCAGAGCCCUGGAAAGUAUGUUCCCCCACCUCCCAAGUUAAAUAUUGAUAUGCCAGAUUAAACUCAUCUGUGGGAGUGUCCCUAAAUAAGUAGAAACCAUACAUAACACACCCAGAGUCUACUUACUUUUGCCUCUUUUUCAUCCAUCCCGAUCCUAGAACUGAAAACAGCUCCAAACACCAUCAUCUCCUGCCUUGGAGAUUGAGCCUAUCGGUGACUCGUCAGUGUAUGCCAUGGGUAGGAGGUUAUGUGAAUAUAUGGCGAUGUGCUUGGUGUGUGACGUGUGAGAAAACUUGUUUCCCAGAUUGGUGCUUAAAGAGCUAACUGGGAGCAGUAAGUUAAAUUGUUUUAGUAGGUCCUCAGAUGGAGUAAUUACACAGCUAAGGCUUUUUUAAAGUGGUACUACACCUAUUAAAAGUAUUGUUAUAAGGAGUAUUUUUAUACACUGCUAGCCUAAAAUUGUAUUUCAGAUUGUGCCUGUUGUGACAUAAUUGAAAGCAAGUGUAAAGACUUCUCUCUCCCAUUACCUGUUUAUAAACUUCGUAGUUGUUAUUUAUGUGUUCCUACUGUUAAAAUCGUUUUUCUUUGGGCUUUACUGAUACUAGUCUUUGAUAACCUACUAGGUGAGAUAUUUUAAUGCAGUCAGUCCAUGCAUAUAUGAUAUUUAUAUGACUAUUUUAGCACUGUAAUAUGUUGAUUUCUAGUUCUAUGCAGUACAAGUAUUAUGUUAAAGUAUUUUUUAAGUUUAUAUUUGAAGAUACAUGUCUAUUGCGAUAUUCUUAAAGAUUGCUUAAACCAAUAAUAUGUACCCAGUGUAGAAGCUAUCAAAGUACUAGGCAUGAAUAUGGGGGUUUAAAAUCCCAAGGAUCUUAAUGCUCAGGUGUGAGGUGACCCAAUCUGCACAGUUUUCAGUUCUCUCUCAGAAGAAGGAGCCACCAUCCUUUGGUACCAGAUCAUAAAGUGACACUUAAUUAGCACUUUGAAUUUUCCCACACAGGUAGUAACAUAUGUUCAGAAACACCUGAAGUAAGCAAGUGGUUGCUCCAUUUCUAAGAAUUUUACAGUAUUAAUUGACCAUAAUAUAAAGUAUUGCUUGUCAUUGGAAGCUUGAGGCAGUGGCUUUAACCAGAAAUGGCCAACAGGAUCACAGUAUUAUUUUAAGGUCCACAUUUUUUGAUCUGUCAGCAACAGGGAAAUAAUUUUUCAGGUUUGAAGACAGAAUACUAUUUCUGUAAGUGCUGGUGAGGUGCCAGAGAAUCAGAAGGCAAAAGCCAGAUCCUGGGAGAGUAAUGUUCUUCUGACUGAGAACAAGUAAAUACUUUCAGAAGGAGGUUAAAAUAAAAAUGAGUAUUGAUAAUAUUACUGGGGAGAAGACUGGAGGAAAUUCACUUUUAUUAUCAACUUAGUAAAAAUCUAAAUUGGGCUUCCUGUGAAUUAUGUAAAUAAGUUACCUGGUGAGGGGACAUGCUCACUACAGAAGCCAACCCUGGGACCCCAGGGACCUGAGAGCCUGAGGUGCCACAGCUCAGUUCACUCAGCUGGGACUGAGCCAAGGCCACAUGCAUGACACGCUGUCCGUCCACACAAGCUGUCACUGGGGAGCAGGCCUGAGCAGCAGUGGAUCUAACAUUUCAUAAGCGAGGAUUCAUUCAUCCAUUUUUUUUCAAAGAUUCAUUGAGGACCUGCCUACCUACUCUGGUGUUAGGAAGUGCAGAUACCGUGGAGAGCAAUUCAAAUCUGGCUGCCACCUGCACAAAGAAUACAAUUAAAAGUGACAAGAAGGUAGGGCCCAUCACGGCAGCUGGGCAGCCGGCCUGUGGGCGGUAAUAGGCCAAGAGCAGGGUAUGCAAAACGCACAGGAUGCUGCUGCCCUUGGGGUGAUCUCACUUCACCUGGAACUUCAGUCCCAUCUUUGUUGUCAGGACCCCAGUGUCCCCUGAUUGCCCCUCCAUCCCCAAGUACUACCUCCGACAUGGACCUCAGUAAGGAGGAGCAGGUUUCCGGAGGAGCAGGUUUCUGGAGGGAUCGAAGGGCAGACUUGGGGCAGCAGUGGAUUCCCAGUCCCUGGCCACAGUGUCAGGCCAGGGGCUGGUUGGGACCUAGAACAAUCUCUCCUGACCUGACCUGCCUUACCUGCUCUACCCCAAGGUGGCUUCGUGUUGGAGAGCCUGUGCCUGAGGGUAAUUAAGUCACCUGGGAGUGAUGGAUUAUAGAAAGUUGUUUAGUCUGCAAAUUAACAGUCUCAGCUGUGCCUGGGGAUUUACCUAAUUGCCAUGCACCUCUGACUCUUCACAGUAUUUAGCGUGUGUCAAAUUUGGUAACUGGUUUCUCCUGUAAUCAUUAUAUUUGUAUUAUUAUGACUGUAUUAGUCAUAUUUUGCGGAAAAACAUCCUCAGAAAUCUCAGUGGCAAACUCUCACCCUCAGGUCUGCAGGUUGGCUGCAGCGGUUACACUACAGGCUGUGGGUCUGACCUAGGUCUCCACAAGGCAUCCCUUUUUCUAGUCUGGGUCCCAGGCAAAGGAGUAGCAUUCUUUGGGGCAUGUUCUUAUAGCAGAAGCACAAGAGGCCAAGCCAAAGCCUGCAAGCAAAGAUGCAGCCCCUGCUCACAGGUGAUGUGUGUCUAGUGUGCAUGCUCUGUUGGCCAAAGCACAAGGCCAAGGCCAACCAACCACAGUGGAGUGGGCCAACACACACCCAAGGGACAGUAACAUAGUCUGCACAGGUGUUGCAAGAUAGUUUUAAAGAUGGAAAAGAAAAUUUGUGGUCGGUUAUGAAUGAUUUUUCCCCUCUGUUUUACAAGCAUUCUAUAAUUUUGGAAGUUAAUUGUUUCGUAUUGCAAUAAUCAUUAGAAGAGUAGCUGUGGGGCACGGGGGAUAGAUUUGAAACGAGAUAAGGAAGACCCUGCAUUCAGACCCCUUUGUGGACUGGAAGGGUACAGGAGGCAGCACACCAGUUUCAUGAUGGUACUGUACCCAGGGCUUGCAGGAUGCCUUAGAAAGGGCAAGCCGGGCACAGGGACACCAGCUGGGCAGAGAUGCCCCGGGAAACUAGGAAGAAGCAGUCUGGGCAGGCCGGGCAGCACCCUAAAUGAGGAAGGAGGCAGGCCUCAGCCAGCCCUCCCCAGGGGUCUGGAUGGCACACAGCAUGCCCAGCUGAAGUAAACUGUCGGGAGUAUCCAUGGCUCAGACUGACAGGAAGUCUGGGGUCUUGCUCAGCAAGCACAGGGAUGAGAGACAUGCUGCAGGAAACCAGGCGAGGCUGUCCCUCAGGGACCAUUGGUGAGGAUGCCACAUGGCACCACCACCUAAAUAGUAAGUGCCCCCGGUGUCACCCCCACUGCCAGUUAUUCCGCAGUUGUCUCGCCAAGUUAAGGAUCCAGGAAGGGGGACAUGACUGGGAAGCCUCGGGAAUGCGUUCAUUCUGCAGCUUCCCGAGCAUGGGGAGAGGUGAUCUGGCGUCUUUGGCUCCAGGAGGAGGCAGGACUCCGCCGGAACGUGCUCAGCAGAGGAUUUGCCCAAAAAGGAGGGGUGUCCAGAUGCUGGGUAACCACAGACAAUGAUGGAGUGCGCUACGCUGAGUCCCUUGGCUGUCUGGCUGUCUGAUGUACAUUCUUCCCGUCACACGUCAAAAAUCUUGGCCCACCUAGUGUGCUACCACCGGCCCCGCGUCACAGCAGGCCUGUCCCUUCUGACGGGAGAAGGGAGACAAUCUGAGCUGCUUCAUCAACUACUUCAUCCAACUCUUAGCCUAGGACAUUCAGAGGUGUCUUCCUCCUCUGGUUUUGUCAUGGUCCUCUCUCUAUGUUCCAGAAUGUGUGCAUUAGAGCCAACUACCACCGCAUGCCUCCAGUGCGGUCCGAGGACCCCCGGAGUCCACAAAGUCCUCCCCAGCUACACUUCUGGCAGGAGCUGACUUGCUUUGUAUUCUCCAACCAAGACAACAUACUGCAGCAGGACGAAGACACAGGCAGACAAGAGAGUGCAACCCCGUCUAUCAGCCAGACAUUAAAGCUUCGCAGCGGUACAGACCGAUGCCACUCUUCCACUCACGGCUUUUGUUUUUGAAAAUUUGGUUAUUUUAAAUUUUAUAUAAAGUGAAUAUGUAAUGGGUUGUUUUUAAAUGAGGUAAUACAUUUUUAAAAGUUA